Molecule: messenger RNA, 2632 nt
Organism: Centropristis striata (black sea bass)
Lineage: Eukaryota; Metazoa; Chordata; Actinopteri; Perciformes; Serranidae
Product: histone deacetylase 2
Exons: 14
Coding region: 109-1551 (480 amino acids)
Molecular function (GO): histone deacetylase activity
Source: RefSeq, a predicted model, not a curated record
CCGCCUCCCCUACAACAACCCUCCGCUCCGCCGUGUUGGUGCUUUACAUCCUGUUAUCCCUCUCUGGCAGCAUAUUCAAUCCAACUUUUUGAAAAAAGUACUCUGACCAUGGCUUACACGACUGCGGGUGGAACUAAGAAGAAGGUCUGCUACUACUAUGACGGUGACAUAGGAAAUUAUUAUUACGGACAAGGGCAUCCCAUGAAACCGCAUCGUAUCCGGAUGACUCACAAUCUGCUUCUGAACUACGGACUGUACAGGAAAAUGGAGAUCUAUAGACCACACAAAGCCACAGCAGAGGAGAUGACAAAAUAUCACAGUGAUGACUACAUCAAGUUCCUCCGAUCCAUACGGCCAGACAACAUGUCUGAGUUCAGCAAGCAGAUGCAGCGCUUCAAUGUUGGAGAGGACUGUCCUGUGUUCGAUGGCUUGUUUGAGUUCUGCCAACUUUCUGCUGGUGGCUCUGCUGCUGGUUCAGUGAAACUAAACCGACAGCAGACUGACAUCGCAGUGAACUGGGCUGGAGGACUUCACCAUGCAAAGAAGUCUGAAGCCUCUGGGUUUUGCUAUGUUAAUGACAUCGUACUGGCCAUCUUGGAGCUGCUCAAAUACCACCAGAGGGUGCUGUACAUCGAUAUAGACAUCCACCAUGGGGACGGAGUGGAGGAGGCCUUCUAUACCACAGACAGGGUGAUGACUGUGUCCUUCCACAAAUACGGGGAGUACUUCCCUGGAACCGGAGACCUCAGGGAUAUCGGAGCUGGAAAAGGCAAAUAUUAUGCUGUUAAUUUCCCCCUGCGUGAUGGCAUUGAUGAUGAGUCAUACCAGCAGAUCUUCAAACCUGUGAUGGCCAAGGUGAUGGAGAUGUACCAGCCCAGUGCUGUUGUUCUCCAGUGUGGUGCAGACUCUCUCUCAGGAGACCGCCUCGGCUGCUUUAACCUCACCAUUCGCGGCCAUGCCAAAUGUGUGGAGUACAUGAAGUCCUUCAACCUCCCGCUGCUGAUGCUGGGUGGAGGAGGGUACACGAUCCGAAACGUGGCCCGCUGCUGGACCUACGAGACAGCUGUUGCUCUGGACACAGACAUCCCUGAUGAACUGCCAUACAAUGACUACUUUGAGUACUUUGGGCCUGACUUCAAGCUGCACAUCAGUCCCUCCAACAUGACCAACCAGAACACACAUGAGUACAUGGACAAGAUCAAGCAGCGACUUUUUGAGAACCUGCGGAUGCUGCCUCAUGCGCCUGGAGUGCAGAUGCAAGCCAUCCCGGAGGACGCUGUCCCAGAUGACACUGUGGAUGAGGACACAGAAGAUCCUGACAAACGCUUGUCCAUUCGUGCCACAGACAAGAGGAUAGCCUGUGAUGAAGAGUUCUCUGACUCUGAGGACGAGGGGGAGGGAGGCAGGAAAAACAUGGCCAAUCACAAGAAGGGAGCAAAAAGGCCAAAAGUGGACGAAGACAAGAAGGAAGGAGAGGAGAAGAAAACUGAGAUAAAAGAGGAAGACAAAACAAAGGACAACAGUGCUGAGAAGACAGACUCAAAAAGCUGAACAUUUGACAUCUGUGCACGCUCACUGCAGCAGCUGUCCUCUUUGUAUCAGUCCAAAUGCUCCGACUCAAGCAGCAAAUGAAAGAGAAGCAGUAUCUCCUAUCAGAGAUCAAUCGUGUAUGUAAUUAACAUCACAAAUGUGAUUUGACAUAUAGUUUCCUUUAGUUUUGUCUCUUAAAUGUAUUAAAAUAAAAAAUAAUUAUGGUGAUUUUUUGAAGAUUGUCUGCUUUGAAGGCACAUUUACAUUUUGGCUGUUUUCGGUUAUUCUACUUAUGGCAGUGCACCUUUCCCCCCUACAUUUUAAAUAAAUCCCCAGCUGAGAUCAACUGAUCACUUGAGUGUCUGUGAUCUGGCCUUACUCCGCUGUGAAACUGCAGUGAUGUUGUGGUGCAUCAGGUCAGUCUGAUCAGCGGCAGCGUCCAACGCGUCUUUUUUCCCUUUUUGGGUAUCAGUUAUUGAUUGCAGGCUGCUCUUGUGUAUCCUCGCUAAUCCCUCUUUGAUGGUCACAAAUCAGAGCUUUGAGAUGGUCGUAAAGACGGCACACCUGAACUUCCAGUUCAACGAGGGUUGAAGAGACAUCAUGAGAUGUACCAUAUAUUUGUGAGCUAGAAGAUCAAGCAUCACAGCAUGAUACAGUUUUUUCAUACUAAAAGUAAAAAGGAAAUGUAUGUGAUUUUGAACUUUUUUUUUUUUUUUUUUUUUUCUUCGGCAGUGUGAAGACUGAGCAGACCAGCAGUGCCUAAAUUCUUCUUAUCCACACACACUCGAUGGAGGUAUCCUCCCUCAAGGAUCCAACUCUUCACUGGUCACCCUUGGAAGCAUUAUAUUUAUUAUGACUCUAUUUUCUACUUGUAAGCCUCAUAUGAACUUUAUGUGUCUCUCUGUGUAGUGUAUCAGUGGAAUUCUUGAAUCCACCACUUGAAUUUGCCAUACUAAAUAUGUCCUGUGAUACCCUUUCAAUCAUUUUUAUUCCAAUGUGCUUUAUCUUCUGAAGGAAACUAUGGUAAACCUGUAGAUAAACCUGCAAUGAUCUCAUGUGAAAUUUUUAAUAUUUUGCAUUUGUCAAUAAAACUUUUAUACUA